Molecule: messenger RNA, 2055 nt
Organism: Glarea lozoyensis ATCC 20868
Lineage: Eukaryota; Fungi; Ascomycota; Leotiomycetes; Helotiales; Helotiaceae
Product: Carbon-nitrogen hydrolase
Exons: 4
Coding region: 1-2055 (684 amino acids)
Biological process (GO): protein catabolic process
Molecular function (GO): protein-N-terminal glutamine amidohydrolase activity; protein-N-terminal asparagine amidohydrolase activity
Source: RefSeq, a predicted model, not a curated record
AUGAGAAUCGGGUGUCUUCAGUUCGCGCCUCAAUUGGGAGAUGUCGACAACAACCUGAAUCGGGCAGAUGCGGUGUUGAGUCGAGUCAAUCCUAAGGAUCUGGGCAAACUUGACCUACUGGUUCUCCCAGAGCUUUGCUUCUCGGGAUAUAAUUUCAAGUCAUUAGAGCAGAUUACUCCCUACCUCGAACCGACUACGUCUGGCAUCACAUCGCUAUGGGCUCGCACUACGGCUUUGAAAUAUAACUGUGUGGUGACUGCCGGGUAUCCAGAGAAGGUGGAUGUAAGAGCAAAAUGGCCAGCGGGACCAGAGUACUACAACUCCGCCAUCACGGUCAAUGCAGACGGAGAGACCGUGGCCAACUAUCGAAAGACUUUUCUUUACUCUACCGAUGAGACCUGGGCAUUGGAAGGAAAGGGCUUCUAUAGUGGAAAGAUCGAUGGGCUAGGAAAGGUGGCCAUGGGAAUCUGCAUGGAUUUAAAUCCCUACAAAUUCGAAGCGCCAUGGAACGCCUGGGAGUUCUCUUAUCAUAUUCUUUUCAAACAGGCCAACUUGGUCGUCAUGUCCAUGGCAUGGCUGACUAGGGAAGACAUCACCACCUUCAGCCGUUCACCUCACGAGCCAGAUAUGGAAACGCUGUCUUAUUGGCUAUCACGUCUUGAGCCUUUGAUCAGAGCCGAAACCGUUGGAGAAAUCAUUGUUGUCAUGGCUAAUCGAUGUGGCUCUGAGGGUGAUGCUGUCUAUGCAGGAACCAGUGUUGUACUUGGUAUUGAGAGCGGCGAAGUCAAAGUCUAUGGCAUCCUAGGACGUGGCGACAAGGAACUUCUUGUGGUCGACACUAACAGACGACCAAAAGCAAAACUCGUUGCGGAACCUGCAUCGGCGGCUUCCACUGCCACCGAUACGACUACUCAGUCAAGAGACACCGAUGGUUCUGCUUCGACCGCUUACACUUCUCCGGAUGAAGAUAUGGUAGAGGAUAUGGAAGACUAUAACGACGGAUACAGCUCUCUCUCGCCCAAGGAAUCGAAGACUCCUGCAGCAUAUUCGGGUACUACUUCCUCUGAUGAUGAGAGCUUUUAUCGAGAGUCGUUACCGUCAGCCAAAAGCUACUCCAGUCAGCCAUCUCCACGGUUCCCAACCGCUCCGGCUUCUCCACAUUCUGCAAUGAGCGUUCCACCAUCGCCACAAACACGCGGUCGAAGCCGUACUCGAGCGCAGCCUAUGCUUACACACAAAUCCCCAUGGGCGCAUCAUGAAAAGUCGUCCAAGACAGCAACCAAACCAACCACACCAGUAGCACAAGCAAGCCAACCACCUUCACCAAUGACAAGGGGUCGAACACGCGAACGUACUCGAGAUCCUGCAGAAGUGAAGCCAGAGCCGACUUCCAUAUUAAAGAAUGCACAUUCCUCCUCGAACCCGAACCCGUCCCCACCUAAAAAGAGAGGCCGAACCCGUGAUCGUACCCGAAGCCGUGUUGCUACAGAAGCUGCCACUCUCAGAAAGGACUUGCCAUCACCUAGUAUAAACUUCCCUUUGGCUGCCGAGACACAGGGUAGCAUUGAAGAGCGUCGUCAAAAGGCCAAAGCAGCCGUUGAACACCAACGAAAACCUUCAGUAGCGGAAGAUUCAGAGCCGAUACUACUGUCCCCCAUGACCUACUCACCCACAUUCGCUCCAACGUUCCCUUCAACAUCCGCUCCGCCAAAGGAAUCCCCAGUCCUCCUAUCUCCCCAUACUUACUCGCCAAAAUCAUCUCCGAAAACAUCUCCAAAGCAAUCACCAUUACCAUCACCGACUGUCGAAGCACCUCCGAUCCCACCACGAGGUCGAGCAAGAGAGAAGGUCGAACCCAGCAUAUCUGUUGUUACCACUCGCGACUCAACAUCCAAUACUGAGGGCAAAUCAUCAAAUACCUCUGGAACAACAUCAAAAUCAUCUCUCCCACCCACUUCUGCAGAACCCGACCGAUACCAAUCAUACUUUACGAGCAAGACGUUUGGGGAGAGGGGUGAGCAUAUUAAUGCUAGACCUCGCAGUGCAUACUGGUGA